Leucoraja erinaceus (little skate) is the source of this 8067-nucleotide messenger RNA. RefSeq names its product myotubularin related protein 12 (gene mtmr12). NCBI's taxonomy places the organism in Eukaryota, Metazoa, Chordata, Chondrichthyes, Rajiformes, Rajidae. Bases 610 to 2916 code for a protein of 768 amino acids. The transcript has 17 exons. The record is from RefSeq and is a predicted model, not a curated record.
AGUGGUGAAUCUCUGGAACUCUCUGCCACAGAGGGUAGUUGAGGCCAGUUCAUUGGCUAUAUUUAAGAGGGAGUUAGAUGUGGCCCUUGUGGCCAAGGGGAUCAGGGGGUAUGGAGAGAAGGCAGGUACGGGAUACUGAGUUGGAUGAUCAGCCAUGAUCAUAUUGAAUGGCGGUGCAGGCUCGAAGGGCCGAAUGGCCUGCUCCUGCACCUAAGUUCUAUGUUUCUAUGUUUCAGAGGAUGAUGAUGAUGAUGAUGAAAGAUCAUAGAGCAACGAUCUUUGAUGGUGAUGGCAUGUCAUCGAUGAUGGACACUUCACCUGAGCAAUGAAGGGAGAGGCCACUGUUUUCUCAGCCCUUAAAAGGAGUGCGAGGAAGUGGUGCGGCGAGGGGAGUGGACACGCCGCGACCGUGAUCGACACCACCAGCGACUAAUAAAGCCGCGGCUGCGAGCAGCGACGUCCACAAAUGGGAGGCGGGAAUUGGAGCACGGGGCGCCAAUGGGAGCCGUGCGGAAGGUGGGAUUGAGACAAGUUUAAUUUGUGGCCGCACUACCUGAGGAAGCUGCAACAAAGUAGCCAGAGAAAAACCACCCAGAACACGCCACCAAAAUGCUGAGCUUGGGCUCGGGAGGCGGAAAAACAGCCAAGCCUUCUUUCGUCUCCUACGUUUCUCCAGAGGAAAUUAAAAAAAAGGAUGGUAAUGAUGACCUAAAGCCACACUUACUACCAGGGGAACUUGUAAUUUGUGAAGCGAACACUGUUGUGAAAUAUAGUCGGGAAGAUUCCCUACAACGGGGCUUUUAUGGAAAACUCAUCUGCACAAAUUUCAAGAUUUCCUUUUUAAGUGCUGAGCAGCUGGUGGAUGAUGUGGACCAAUCCUAUAGGAAUAAACUGAUGGGUGAAAAUGACAUAUCCUUACUUUGCGUGGACCAGAUAUUUGGAGUUUAUGAUGAUAAAAAGAAGCCAUUGCUGCCUGGUGCUAUAAAGAACAAAAUACCUGAGAAGUUGCUUCUCUACUGCAAAGACUUUCGGGUCUUUCAGUUUGGUUUAAGAUACUCCAAGGAAGAGGAUGCAAGAAGGUUGAUCCGAGGGAUCGUUCACCAUUGUUUGAAUCCAACUUCUUUAAAAUGUUUGUUUGCUUUCUCCUACGUUGGCCCAGCUGGUGGUCUUAAAGUUGGUCCUGGAGCUGAACGCGAACCUUCAACGUUAAUGUUUGAAACCAAAGUUGAUUGGAAAGUAGAACUGGAGCGCACAGGGGGUCUAUUGAGCAACAGAAUAAUUUCCAUUAAUGAAAAUUACCGCCUCGACCCUCGACUUCCACAGUUCUUUGCUGUUCCUUCGUCUGUUACUGAUGAUGAUAUCAAGAAACACAAAGGAAGAGGAAUACCCCUUUGGUGCUGGUCUCACGCGAGUGGGUGUGCAUUGCUGAAGAUGACAACUCUGCCUGAAACAGCUGAUGACAGUACUUUACAAACAGACAGAGGUUGGACAGACAGGGUGCUUCAUGUUCUCGGAGAAACACAUCCCUCGAAUCACAUGGUCAGGACUGAGGUCCUUUCAACCACUCUUCCAACUCUGCAGGAAAUACAGGCUUCUUACAACAGAUUUAAACAACUCUUUUUGAUGGAUAAUGCUGCUGAUUUCUGGGAAUCUGACAUUAAGUGGCUGUCUACAAUAGAGAAUGCAAAUUGGUUGGAAAUUAUCAGGCAAUGUCUGAAGAAAGCAUUGGAUAUUGUUGAAUGCCUGGAGCAUAAAAAUACAUCUGUGGUGCUUAUGGAAGAAAAUUGCUCUGAUCUGUGCUGUGUAAUAGCUAGUCUGGUCCAGGUGAUUAUAGAUCCACAUUUUAGAACCAUAUCUGGCUUCCAGAGUUUAAUUCAGAAGGAGUGGGUGAUGGGGUGCCAUUGCUUUCUAGACCGAUGUAAUCAUCUGCGAGGCAAUGAUAAAGAGGCACCGGUAUUUCUUCUCCUCUUGGAAUGUAUAUGGCAAUUGCUUCAGCAAUACCCACCAGCGUUUGAAUUUACAGAAACUUACCUGACAAUAUUGUCAGACAGCAUGUAUAUUCCCAUCUUUAGCACCUUCCUGUUCAAUUCACCACACCAAAAGGAUAAUACCCAAAUGCUUUAUGAAGAUCGGAAUAUCCUUAGUAGGUCUUUGAAGCUACCCACUGUGUGGGAAUGGUCUGUGCAAUUUGAGAAUUCUGUUCAAGCACUCUUUUAUAAUCCACUUUAUAUUGGAAAGCCAAAACCUGGAAAUGUUAGAAGAACACAACGUGUUAAGGAUUCUGCACAGAACCACUUGGAGAUUGUCCAUGAAAAUUUUCUGGAUGUACCAGAGCCUCAGCGCCAGAUGUCACUGCCAUCCAGCCCAUCUUAUCAUUCGAGACCUUCACCCAAAAAAGGAUUUUUGAGGGAAGAGACUGAUAACUUGAUAAAGACAUUUUUAGGCAAAAAGAUAAGCAGAUUAACAUUCACCGCUGAGGAUUCUUCGAUUGACUGCCGACUAUUCUAUGAAAAUUGGUGCAGUAAACCAAUAGAUCAUCAUGGACUGCUGCUUCCUCUACAUAAUGGUCCAGCUUUGAGAGUUUGGGCUCAGCGAUAUUUGCGCUGGAUUCCAGAGGUUCAAAUACUGGGAGGCAGUUCAACAAUUGCUCUGAACAAAGCCUGUGAAAUUGCAGAUGAGAUAAAACAUUUACAGACCAAAGUAUCUGAGAGGAUGCUCAAAAAGCAAGCAAGCUCACCAAGUGCCGACUUCUUUGCACCAUUUCAACAGGGCAGCCGACUUUCUACAACUUUUCCAUUUGGCACAUUACGUAGGCAUUCUAUAAAGCCCCGCAUUCCAGUUUCUACAAACCUGUCAAUGAGUUUUGGGUCAAUGGAGAACUUGCCAGAUGACGAGGAAGAACUUGGUUUGUUAUAGUGCUGAUUUUCUUUUGCCUAACAUUUUUGAUUUUGUGCUUUGCCCACUGACUUCACCAAAGUAAGUUUGCAAAAGUUUAAUUUAAUUUUUUACAUGACUGUGAAUUUCAUGAUUUUGAGUGGCAUUGUAUUCUAUGCUUGGGUUUUCUUGUUUGGCAAGUUUCAAGCUGCUGUUCGUCUUCAGCUUAUCUUUUGUUGGGAGGGUGAAGUUUAAAUUAAACCAAAACAAUGGUCAGUGACUUAAUUUACAGAACAUAUAAUGUUGACUUGUGGGCUUUUGCAUUAUCAUUGUAGAACAGUUACCAUAAAGCAGUUCCAGAGCCAAGUACCAGUGCAAAGAUUUGCCAAUCUGUGAAGACAAACCAUUUUCUAAAUUGCAGAUGAUGUGUAGGAAACUUGUAUGGUAAAGAGUAAUGAUACAACUCCAUUCUAAAGAGCUUACUAGGUAAUUUCCUAUUUUUAAACCCAUCCCCCCCAUCCCCCUAGUUUAAAUGUAUUUUAGGAAUAUUUGUUUUGUUGACUGAAACUUUCUUCAAAGAAUGAAAGUAUACAUUAAGAUGUGCACCUGCUCUUCCCCCUCUAUUUAAGACUUUGAAUGCCAAGAAUCGGAAAAAGAUUUAUUAUUUUUCAACUGCAUUUUUGCAUUUAAUUGGGAGAAAAGUAUGUAAUAUUCACUAGCUAUUUGAAAUGAUAUUUGUUGUGUGUCUUGUGAGUAACCUUGGAGCUCUUUUCGCUACUGAGCCCUGGAAACGUUAUCCUUUUUUUCCGAAUUAAAACAAAAACAAGUAAAACAAAUCUUUGGUUUAAAUCAGCAUCUGCAAUUCCUUCUGGCACAACAAGCAGGCACUUUUUUUUAUCACCAUUGUCUCAUUUUAGAAAAUGACACAAUGUAUCAAAAUCUGCAACGUCCAACCAUAAGAAUACAGUUGUCAAGCUGCACAUUGGGUUCUUGAAACUUAUAAUAUACCUAUAUCACUAACAGAACCAGAGACUUGGCCCCAAGCCUCUACAGUAAUGGUGUGACUUUAGCACUAGUAGGUAUGACUGAACAAUCUUUAUCACCAGUAUUCUGUUGAGAGAGCUGAUACCACUUAAAGCACCUGACUGUGUUCUAGUUAAUCUUCUGCACCUCUGGUUACAGUAGUGAGUGUUGGGGAGGCAAAAUCUCGUGAACACUACUGGGCAGAUUUGAUAUACGAACUGAAUGAUGACAGGUUUGGGAUUCAUGUUGUGCCUGCUAAAGCUAGUACUUAUAGUGUAGUGCUUAAGUGCUGGUGUGUUGCCAGUUUGUUUAUGAUCAUUUUAGUAACUUCGGAAGAAAAUUAGGAUUUUAAAACAAAAUAUAAGGUAAUUUAAAUUUGGACUCAAAAGAAUUCAGACUGACUGAUCUUCAAUCCAGUUACUACUGGCCUAAUUAAAUUUGCUCUGAUUAGUAAUCUGAAGUCGGAAACUUUGGUUAUUUUCCUUACCACGUCUGCUUCAUUGUUCAACUUGACCUGUUAUUUUGAGCAGAUUAAGUAUACUAAAUUGAUGCAGCUUACUCUUCUAAAUGAAGCACCAAACUGGGUAGCAACAAAAGGAGCACUCAAUACAGAUUUUUUUUUAAUGCGUCAAGUACUCCGCAGACUGGGUAUCAUGGAGAGAAAGGCAGCAUUAACUUUCGUAAGUUAUUGGAGCAAAUUAGGCCAUUUGGCCCAUCAAGUCUACUGGACCAUUCAAUCAUGGCUGAUCUAUCUUUCCCUUUCAACUACAUUCUCCAGUCUUCUCCACAUAUCUCCUGACACCCGUACUAAUCAAGAACAUUUAUCAAAACUAAUAGCAAACUCGCUGAAAUGUUAACUUUCUUUCAGUUUAUUUCUACCCACUUCAUACACCUACUGACUUUUCAGCUUUCUAGCAUCCAACAAUUAUUUAAAUUUAUACUAGGAAUACCUCCUAUUGAUAACGAGUACCUGAAAUGGAAAUACAUUUUUUAUUAACACAUCAAUAAUGACAAAUUAUUACAAUCCUUUUUAAUAAACAGAUGCAAAACACUCAUGAAAAUGGAAUGUUCUUGGUUUAUUGUUAAAACAUCAAUGUACUUUUAGUAUAUCUUGCAAUCCAUCUACAGAUAAGUCUGCAGCAGAGGCACCAGUAUUUGUUGCCAAUCAUUGUAUAUUUCAAUUCUGGAUAAAUUAUAAAUUUGUUUCAUUCUUUAAAUACAUGUUUGUCCCUAGUUCAAAGAGCACAAUGUGGAGUGUAAGUUUAGUGAGUUCAAUUGUUUUGCAUCAAAUAAAUAAUGCAUUCAGUGGCUUUGCGAAAUUGCAACUGCAAGGAAAUUACAUCGAAAUUGGAGUCCUGAAUGACCUUGUAGCUUACUGGUGCCAUACAUUCUUGAAAUGCUUCUGCCAAAUUAUAGAUUUUUUUUUCCCCUUUUAUAAAAAGAUUAUACUUAAAAAAAAAUUCUGCUUGCCAGGCUGCAAUUAAAUAUACUUGGUGUUACCAUGAAAUACAAGCAGGCACACUCAUUUGUCACUCCAUGUUUUAUCAACCAGAGGAGAAUAAACCCAUCAUUUUACUUUAAUUGUAUUUAUAGAUGAUUAAAAUAACUUCUACUGCAUUCUUGGCUCCAUUGGUAAUAAGUGUUUAGGAAGGAACUGCAGAUGAUAGUUUAUAUAGCUGAUACACAUAAAUGCUGGAGUAACUCAGCGGGUCAGGCAGCAUCUCUGGACAAACGGAAUGGGUGACUUUUCAGGUUAGAACCCUCAUCAGACUUGGUCUGAGGAAGGGUUCUGACCCAAAAUGCCACCUAUUCCUUUUCUCCAGAGAUGCUGCCUGACCUGCUGAGUUACUCCAGCAUUUUGUAUCUACAUUGAUAAUAAUCUGGCUUUCAUGAAUAAUUUUUCACCUCCAUUUUUUUUCUUUCACCACAUUUUAGUUGCAAGUUAUUUUGCAUUGAUGUAUUCUCAAUUCAAUACAGAAACUAGUUUAAAUUAAUUAUCUUCCAGUUCCGUCAAACAUAAUCAAGCUAUUAGACUUUAGAUAUUCUUAUAAAGCAUAAUAUCUUGAUUUAUAAAAGAUGAAUAGACAAUCGUCAAUGCCAUCAUCUGCCUCCCAUCUUGUACAGUGGUUGCAAAAAUCUUAUCAAUAUAGACUACUGAAUUGAUGUUUUUGUCUUUUAAUGAAUGAUGUAUCCACAUUUUGUUUUGACUAGGGGAGAUCAGUAGGUAUAUUCCAGUUGAGAGAGUAACUUGCCAGAUCUUCAACUAUUUGUUUACAUUUCUUUAUAAUCCGCUUCCAAGAGGCAAUAAGGAUCUGCUCUUAAACCUGAGAUUCCUUGUUUAAAUUCACAACUUCCUAUCUGCAGAAAGGUCCUGAACUGAAAUGUUACCUGUCCAUGUUCUCUAGAUAUGCUGUCUGACCCAUUGAGUUACAUCAGCACUUUGUCUUUUCUAAAUUCAUGAACAUUUAAUUGCAGUAAUUUGUUGUGAUUUAUUUCUACAAUUCCUCAAUUUCUGCUUUUAUUGUACUAUUAACUUUAAAUAUGCCUUGCAAAUUGAUGAUUACUUCACAUUUUCACUGCAUAUGAUACGAUAGAACAUUAUUCAUCCCAGGAGGGAAUUUGGUCAAAAGGGUUUAAGAAGGAACUGCAGAUGCUGGAAAAUCAAAGAUACACAAAAAUUCUGAUGAAACUCAGCGGGUGCAGCAGCAUCUAUGGAGCGAAGGAAAGAGGUAACGUUUCGGGCCAACACCCUUGUUGAUUCUGAAGAAGGGUUUCGGCUUGAAACGUUGCCCAUUUCCUUCGCUCCAUAGAUGCUGCUGCACCCGCUGAGUUUCUCCAGCAUUUUUGUGUACCUUUGGUCAAAAGGGUAGCAUAUGAACUUUUGUUAUGGAAGAUACAGAUUCAUUACUUGGAUUCUGACUUUAGAUUUAAUUAAAGAUGCCAAUGAAAGUGAUUUUGGAUUCCUACUUUGCUUACACAAGGAUAUUAUUUCUCAGUAUGCAUGAAUAUUUUUGUGAAGCCUAUAUAGUGAUCAUGUUACUUUUUUGUGAUUUAAAAAAAAAUGAUUUUGAAGUUUCUCACUUUAUUGCCUUAUUUAUUAAGCCCAUUUUGACAGUUUUUGCCAAUGUUUGUUUCUCAAAAAUGCUGUUAAUAUUUUUAUACAACUUUCAGGAAAUAUUUGCAUGGGCCUUUAAGAGCUUUCCUUUUACCUGAGAACAUUAAGCUUAUAAUUACAAGGUCUUUCAUUUGAAUUUAAUGCAUAUGUAUUAUUUGACCUUAAUAAAUACAAGGGGUGCUAAAAUAAAAAAUGCUUUAAUUUAAAAAUUAUACUAUUUCAUCAACCUGUUGAAUCUUAUGAUUAAACAUGGCUAGUUGGUGAAAUUUGACUGCAAAGACUGAAAUUAGUACGUUGUGUAUAAUGUGCAAAAAGCGCUUCAAUUCUUUUUAGGUUGUAGGGUGUUUACAUAAUAAGUGACUGGAGGAAAUAUGUUAAUAGGAAAUCAUGUUUAUUCAGCUGUCGGGUAAAUGAAUUGGCAGUUCACUGGUUUGUAAUUUGUACACUUGGGCAAUGAGUUUUAAGCUUCAAGUACACGUGGAAAACAAUGAUCCAAGCAUGUUUCUGUUUCUUUGCAAAUAGAAUACUAUUCCCACUUCCCCAAUCCAGCUCUUUAAAAUGUAUCUGCUUGUAGAAAAUGUAAUGAAUCUUUUGCCUUCUAAAAUCUUAUCCAUGCAUCAUAAAUUCCAGUCAUCAAACUUAAAAAGUUUUUAUAAUUUAGAAAAAAACAUGUUUUGUUUCAUGUGCUAUACAAGUCUAUGUGUAACUUGUUGUCUUCUGUACAUUGAGCAUUUCGGAUCAGAAUUUGACUACUAAUUCACGAGCAGCCUUAACCAUAUUGUCAUACUGUAAAUUGUGUCAAACUGCUUUAUUGUGCCUUGUCAAUAACAGAUUUGCGAAUAAUUUAAUUACAUUGCAACAUGGUCUGUACUUGUAUUUUUUAUAUUGUGGCACUGAUAUCAGAACCAAAUGUAUAUAAUGGAUAUUACAGUAGCUAAUGAAUUUUGUGAAACUUUACUGUAACUUUGCUCCCUUGGUUGUUUUAGUUUUUAAGGUCAUUCCUGUUGAAAUUGUAAUGUUUUCCCAAUUAAACAAAGACAAAUUCAACAUGUCAA